GGAUGGGUUUUGGUUUCGAGUCAUGGUCAGGUCAGUUCUUACUGUACAAAGUUAGGCGAUCCCAGUUAAAAUUUGGGCUUUUGGGUUUCUUCACGAUCUUUCAGAAAGUCUCUUCUUCUGUGUCAAUAUCGUUCUUUGGCUGUUCUUGAUGAUAUGGUGGGAGCUUCGUUUUUCUAUUUUCGUGUAAUCUCUUUCACUCCCCAAACGAUUGCUUUUGCCCGUGAGAUUUCUUCUUUUGGGGAACUUCUUCCUGAUGAAAGCUUACUCCUUUCAAUCACUUAAACAUCUCGAGGCUUCGCUCUUGUUUGAUUCUUGUCCGGCAAAGUUUCAAUUUUGAGCUCUUUGCCUUGUUCAUCUGCCAUGAAAUAAUGCUCCCUCAUGCACAGCUGACGGUGGAUGCAGAUUAUUGUAGCUGUGGGGUUCUCUCUGAUUGAUCUUGUGUUUCUGGGGAUGUUGUUGCUUGUUUAAGAUGGUCUGCUUUUGUGGUGGGGUUUUGUAGUAAAAGGGAGGAGAGAGAGAGAGACAGAGAGAGAGAGAAAGAGAGAGAGAGAGAGGUAAAUACAAGAGAAGAUAGAAGAAGGGAGGUCGAUUGUUAUGCUGAAGGCAAAGUUAAAGAUAAGGCCCAAGGAUAGUAGUAAUAGUAGACGUAGUUGCAGCAGAAGAAGAGGAAGAAGAAGAGCAGAUUCUUGUGACUGUUGGGGGAGAAACAGCACUAGAGGAAGGAGAAGCUUUUCAUCAGAUGUUAUCCAUUGAAAAUCCUCCACCAGAUCCUCCAUGUCCUUGCCAAGUCCCACUCCUCAAUAACCCCUCUUUUGAUGAGAGGGCUUCUACUUCGCACACACUUGCCUUCUCAGAGGUAGAUCUGCAGUCCAAGAACCCACCACCUCCCAAUUUCUCUAUAAGAGAGUAUGUUUUCAAAGCCAGGAGCAAAAAUAUUCAGACCAACUGGCCUUUCUCCCUCAAGAACUUACAGCUUUGCUUGAAGCAUGGUGUGAAGGAUCUAUUGCCGCCCUUUCAGCAUCCUGAUACCGUGAGAACUCAGUUGUCAAAGAGAUGCAAGGUUGAAGCCAGAUCGCUCAAUAAGAGAAGUAUAAGCAAUUGGGAAAGGAGGGAACAACCUAGUCCCAGACCUAACAGUGAUCUCCCUUCGUUCGACUCGGAUGUCAAUUCUAAUUCGAAUCACGAUACCGUACCAUCCUGCAAAGACAUUAGCUCGUUGAAAUCUGGAGGCGAGGAUGAUUAUCCGUUAAUUACGACAAGCGCUGUUUCUGGGUCACAGAUUGAGCCCGUGUCCACAAGUAGGCAACCUAGCUCGGUUGUAGAAACUGACGCUUUGGUGGAAAGCUCGGUCCGAAAGGAUAAGGAAGCUACUUCUGGCAAAGCUGUGAGCACAAGCCAGCCGUCUGGCAAGAAGUGCCGUUUGAUAGUAAAAUUCGGUGGAAAGUCUGAGCGUAGCUCAACCGAAGAUAUUUCCUCAAAUUGUACUAGCAUAUCAGAAGCGAUGGCUUCCAAAGUUUGCCCUGUCUGCAAGACUUUCUCAUCCUCUUCCAACACCACCUUAAAUGCCCACAUUGAUCAAUGCCUCUCGAUUGAGUCUACACCUAAACAGGCAGCUGAUAAGUUGAUCCGGCCAAGAAUUAAGCCAAGAAAGAUUAAGUUGAUGGUGGAUAUAUACACAAAAGCGCCGAAAUGCACUAUAGAGGAGCUUGACAGAAGGAAUGGUUCAAAUUGGGCCGGGGUUUCAUGCUUGCCUAGAGAUGCCGAGCCAUCUGCUGAAGGGAAAAAGAAAACCUCAUCAGUGGUUAAUGGUGAUGGUGCUAAUGAUGCCGGAGCAGUGUAUAUAGAUGCCAAUGGCACUAAACUAAGGAUCUUGUCCAAGUUCAAUGACGUUCCGUUAGUCUCGCAAGUUCGGGAGGAUUUAGGACUGAAGAGAUCUUUGAGAGGAAGCAAAGGAAGAAAGGCGUUCUCAAAGAAGAGGAGGCUCCAUGGGUCAAAACAUCACAAGUACCUAAAAGUUUCUUCCAAGGGCAAGAAGAUUCAUCAUCGCAAGGCACAUGAAUUGCAGGUCAUUGGUAAUCAUAAGAAGCAUAAUAAACUGCAAGAAGGUAGUGUGGGAUCUCAAAGACAGACUUCAAGAUCCCAAGGGCUAAUGAAACCUGGUGAUUCUGGAUCUCUCAGAACAUGGGCAUCCUCGAAGAGAACGGGUCUAGCGAAGAAGGCAGCAACUAGAGAUUUUCCACCUCUGAGAUGUCAACUGCAUCUGGCUCAGAAUAUACUGGUUGAAAGUGGUCAAUCAAGCCCCGGAAAUAAUCUUACAAUGGACAGUGGACUUCAGAAGUCGUCAUGUCUAUCUGACCAGCAAAUGAGUGAGGAGAAGGAAAUGCCAUUGGAUGGGUCUCAAAUGAUUGACAAGAUGGAGCAGUCUCCAGGAAGAAAAAGAUUGGGAAGCAUGUUAGGUGGCAGGACUGGUGACAUUACAGAGGGGUCUCCUUCCCCAGCAAAGCGAAAGUUUCGCAAGGACAACUCCCUUGGUGACAGUAGUACCUUAAUGAAUCUUCAAGACAAUUCUGAACAUUGCUCGUUGCCGCUUGUUAGAAACAAGACACUUGAAAUACAUGCAAGCCCAGAUAGUGAUUAUGGCAUUUCUCGCAACAUGAAUGCGAGGUUGUCGAGGAACUCUCGUGCGUUCUCAAGAAAAGCUUUGAGGUUCUCCACAUUGAGAAAAAGGGUGCUUUCUCUCUGCCAAUCGCCUGAGAUCAAUUCCAAGUCCAAUAGGACUGAAAAGUGCUCAAACUUUGAGAAGUCAAGUAUGCUAUUGGCUACAGAAAUGGGCGAGAAGGUGGUGGCCUUGCAACCUAAAUUGCAACAUCGUUAUGAAGUAGGGCAGGAUCCUGCUGAACAUCAAUCUGCCGGGGAAGAAUCUUUUGAUGAUAUGUCUUUUAGUGAACGUGUGAUUGGACAAGAAAGAGGAGGGAGAAGUCCUUUACCCAGGGAGAAAGCAAAUGCUUUCAGGAGUACGCCAUCAGCAAGUCAUUGCUUCGAUGAUAUUGAGGGAGAGAACAUACAGCCUUCUUUUGCAGUGUGUGCUGGUUUACCAGAGAGAAUUGAUGGUGUAAAAUCUAAUCCAAAUGAAGUCAACGAUGAUGUGAAUAGUGCUGACAUGCCAUCCGGGUUGGCCAUGGAGGAUGCAAGUUGGGGCUUGAGCAGAUACUUCAGUUCUGAGUAUGAUAACCAUAUGAAUAGUCGCUUUAAGACUCACUCUCAGCGACUCCUAGGAACAUCUAAGGUUUCUCUUUUUACAGAUGGAGGAGAAUUUUCUACCGCAGAGGAUGACGGUAAUGGUGCAAAUGAGCAAAAUGGGAACGAUAGAGCUGAUGAGGAUUCGGAGGAUGGGCAAGCAAGCUCCUUCCCUGAGAUUGAUCCAAUUCCCAUUCCAGGACCGCCAGGUUCGUUUCUUCCUAGUCCAGGAGCUAUGGGCUCGGAAGACUUUCAAGGGAACUCAUCGUUAACUACCAGCCAGGUUCAUUCUUCUCAAGAUCAGCAGGAUUUAGUUGAUGGGGAUUCAUCAGAUUCUCCCGUUUCUGCAACAUCCACCAUUUCAAACUCUGUAGAAAAUAGGGUAGAUGUGGACUGUUCAGAACGGGUAGCACCACAUGAGCAUCAAAAUAAUUCUUGGUCGGGUUUCUUGGGCACUUGUAAUGAGCCUUCGGUCAAAGAUGUACCUGCUACUGCACAGGCUUCUACUGAGGUUGUGGAAAGUAAUGCUGAAAAUGCGGAGAAACUUAGAGUCGGAAACAGAUCCAUUAAAAAGGGCCCUCCUUUUUCGACAACUGAUGAUCAACCAUGUUGUUGCCAAAGGAAGGAAAGGCUGUCUCAGAAUAUCGCUUUGAGUUAUAGAGAAUCACCUCAUGUGAGUAGGAGAAUGAUGGCUCCAUUGGCAGUUCCAGGGAUGGGAAAGCAGUUAGGUCGGAUUCCUUAUGCUGGACCGGCUCAGAUGGAUGGGAGGCCUGAAACGUUCAAUCCCACUGGUUGCAUGAGCGCCAUGUCUGAGAGGUCAGCAUCCCCUACCGUUUACUCCUCCAGAGAUCCAGUUACUUAUCCUGACGAUCGAUUGAAUGGGCCUGGUCGUGGUGACUCUGACCUUGCUAGCCCAUCUGCCUCCAAUCCGAUUCUGAGGCUGAUGGGAAAGGACCUGGUUGUGGUCAGCAAAGAGGAAGAUGCUUCGGUUCCUCUGGGGCAGUUUGAGUCGCCGACUAGUGCCCAGAAGAACAAUCCAAGUCCGCAGUUCCCGCUAUAUUCCGGUGUUCUCAGUGCCGGAGGUCAAAGUCAAAAGUAUGGUUUGAUGGAUCAUCUGGUUAUUCAAGGUUCUAAGAUCACGCGUGAGGACCUGAAUGGUACGGGUGAACCGCAUUUUGGCGCUGGGGCACCGGGCAGUUCUAUAAGCUUUUUGAACUCAAAGACAGCAAAAGUUCCACCUAGUGCGUUUGUAACUCAGCAGAGGCUAGUUAAUGGUUUCACGGAUGCACGGGAUUACAAUGGUGGAUACAGCUCAUCGACUCAACUGUGCCAACCGGUGGAUGUACCAAACGCCUUUACCAUGCACAAUCAAGUCAGAAUUGUGAGUUUUCCCGAAACGCAACCCAAGAGAGCUGGUUCUCCGGCCAAUCUACCCAAAGAGAUAAUAGUAAUCGACGAUGCUCCUGAAAACAAUGAGGCUGAUCUCUCAAAAAACCCUGAAAUCUUUAGGGAUCAUAUGCCAUUGUCGAGAACCAUCGACUGUGAUCCAAGGCAAGCAAGUCCCUUCUUUCCCCACCAGUCACAGGAUCCUUUGUACUACGGCGGCUAUCCUGCGGACUUCUCUGCUCGAUCCAACGCACACCCGGUUGCCUCAAGUCAUAACGCGGAAGGUUCGAUGCUGCAGCAAGCUCCUUUUACAGCUGCUUCAUCCUCGAGAGGACAUCUAAGACCUAGCAUUCUUUAUUAUCCUCCGAGCUUGUCAUAGCAAUCAAGGUCGAGGCUGUGCUUUUUUGCACGGGAACUGGAAACUCGAGGGGGAUUUCUCUACCUGCUUGCCAAACAGAAAAUAAACGGGGUUUCGGUGGAAGACACAACACAAGCUGCAAGAGUCUGAGCUGCUGAGAUGUCAAUAGGUUUUGUGCUUGAACUUUUCUCACAGUGGAUACCAUGUCAGAUUUUAAGCAAAAUUUUGAGACUAUUUCUCUUUUAGGCUAAAAAAAAAAACUCAGAGAGCUUUAAAUGAGACUUGGACAAUGUAUAAGCAAUCCUUGAAUAAUAGUUGGGAACGAACCUUAACUUA
This is a messenger RNA of Syzygium oleosum, 5317 nucleotides long. RefSeq lists its product as uncharacterized. Lineage: Eukaryota; Viridiplantae; Streptophyta; Magnoliopsida; Myrtales; Myrtaceae. The record is from RefSeq and is a predicted model, not a curated record. The transcript is spliced from 4 exons. Bases 740 to 5002 code for a protein of 1420 amino acids.